AUGUCUUUGUGUAAAGAUGGCUUUGCUUCACCUCCUUCCAUUCUCAAAAGUUUGUCACUUUACAUUCCUCCCUCAAACCCACUUUUAGCCUUUGGUAGCCAAGUGAGAGAGACGCACCUUUACACUGACAACCACAGAAGAGGAAUGUAUCUGCAAAUAUCGCUGGAUGGAAAGGUUUCAGGGAGUGACAGACAGACUCAGUACAGUGAGCUGCAGCUGAAGUCUGUUCAGAGCGGAGAGGUGGUGAUCGUGGGGCGCGGGUCGUCACUGUUCUUAUGCACCGACAGCGGAGGAAGCCUCAGGGGCCAGAGCCAUUACUCCGCCGCAGACUGCACCUUCAGGGAGCUGCUUCUGGCUGAUGGAUACACACGCUUUGUCUCUUCCCAUUAUGGACUUCCUGUUUCUUUGGCUCCUAAACAUUCCCAGGAUCCUCACGCAGUCGCCUUCACACGGUUCCUCCCUCUCAGGAGCACUCUGCCUGAGGCCCCGCCCCCCACAGGGGCCCCCAGCAGACCUCACAGUGUAAACCUGGACUCUCACGACCCACUGGGAAUGGAAACGGCUGUAUUUAGUCCACAAAUAUUUAUCCAGAAAUAA
Knipowitschia caucasica is the source of this 597-nucleotide messenger RNA. Lineage: Eukaryota; Metazoa; Chordata; Actinopteri; Gobiiformes; Gobiidae. The record is from the annotation of a GenBank genome assembly.